GACCGCUACAUGAGCUUCAUAUCCAGACCGGCGGAGCUCCAGCUCACAGCUCCAUCAACUCAGGAGUUUUCUCUCCAUCUCCUCUCCAUCUUCUCUCCAUCUCCUCAGGUUUAUUUCCGCUCGGAGGAACACACCGCGCGGCGCUUUUCACAGCUCGGUUUCUUUGUACCGAGACCCGUGAUGGUGAAUAACUGAGUGUGUGUUCGGGAAGCGGCUGAGGAGGAAAGUUGCCUGGGAUCUCUGGGAAAAAUCCGAUCUCCUCUGCUGUCUGGAGUCUGAUUCCUCUGAGGAUAUCUCAUUACACACGGAUGCGUUUCAGACCAACUGAAGAUUUCCGCGAGACACACAGGAAUAACUCUCUCUCUCUCUCUCUCUCUCUCUCUCUCUCUCUCUCUCUCUGAGAUGUUGGAUAAGUUGGUAAACUGGACGCACGCGCUGGGAUUCAUUUACAUUUGCAUAUGAUCAACCGGAUCUGGUGACGUCACAGCGACAUAACAAACACAUCAAGAAACAAUAAAAGUGUACCUGCAUACUGAACUGCACUGAACCACGUGACCGCUCCUGCUUCCUGAUGAUGAUGAUGAUGAUGAAGUAAUUACUGUCAAUGAUCAGUUCAUCAUAGUUAUAAAAUUGUGAUGGAGAAUAUUACACUGACUGACUGUAAGGAAGUCCCGCUCUUUUGGAUUUAACACACACACACACACACACACACUCACACACACACACACACUCACACACACUCACACACACGUUUACAGUGAAGGAUACGCAGACAGAAGCACAAGAUGAUGAGACUAACGUGUGUUUUACUGCUUCUGCAUUUCCACUACGGAGCUGCUCAAGUUUGAACCAGAAACCAUGAAAAGUGACCUGGUAUCUCAGAUCAAAACCUGGCAUUGCUCAGACCUUCUGGAGAAGAUCUCACUCCUGAUGAUCUGUCUUUGGGUUCCUGAGCCCUGGAGUCCAUGAACCAUGCUAGAAGCAUCCUGAUAGUGGAGAGAGCAGAUCUUUCUUCCAACUGGCCUUGAUGUUGAGGAGAUGACGUUCCCCCGUACUUUAAGACAGAACCGGUGCGUUCUCAGCUCCACCUGGAGGGGAACCGGUUGGUCCUCACCUGCAUGGCAGAAGGUAGCUGGCCACUCGAGUUCAGAUGGAUUCACAACACCACUGAGCUCAUGCCGUUCUCCUUGGAGUACAGGUAUCUAAUCCCCUCUCUGGAUCGGACUCAUGCUGGUUUUUAUCGCUGCAUCGUGCGGAAUCGAGUUGGAGCUCUGCUGCAGCGCAGGACAGAGGUGCAGGUGGCCUUUAUGGGCACCUUUAAUGACACUGUCAGAUCUGAGAGUGUGUCUCAGGGAGAUGCUGCCGUGAUUAAAGCGCCGCAGAUCCACAGCUUCCCUCAGCCGCAGGUCACGUGGUUCAGAGACGGCAGGAAGAUCCCUCCAAGCAGCCGCAUUGCCAUCACUCUGGACAACACACUGGUCAUCCUCUCGGCUGUGGCUCCAGAUGCUGGACGUUAUUAUGCUCAGGCUGUAAAUGACAAGAAUGGAGAGAAUAAGACGAGUCAGCCAAUCACACUCACUGUGGAGAAUAUCGGUGGUCCUGCAGACCCCAUCGCUCCAUCCAUUGUUUUCCCCCCUAGGAACACAAGUAUUGUUUCUGGAACUUCUGAGGUCACCAUGGAGUGUGUGGCCAAUGCCCGGCCGUUAAUAAAGCUGAGUAUAAGCUGGAGGCGGGACGGUGUUCCUGUCCACUCGGGUCUGAGUGACUUUAAUCGCAGGUUGACGAUCCUCAGUCCCACCAUCGCUGAAUCUGGGUUUUACGAAUGUGAGGUGGAGCUACGGAGCAGCAGCGUUCCGUCUGUUAGCGCUGGAGCGUUUCUGCAUGUGUUGGAGCCUCCACAGUUUGUGAAGGAACCAGAGAAGCACAUCACUGCUGAGAUGGAGAAGGUGGUGGACAUUCCUUGCCAGGCAAAAGGUGUUCCCCAACCUGAUAUUGUGUGGUAUAAGGACGCGGUUCCCAUCAGUCCUCUGAAGAACCCUCGUUAUCACGUCCUGGCUGGAGGAAGUCUACAGAUUAACGGCCUUCUGCCUGAUGAUACUGGAAUGUUCCAGUGUUUUGCUCGCAAUUCUGCUGGAGAAGUGCAAACCAACACCUACCUUGCUGUCACAAGUAUUGCACCGAACAUCACUGCAGGUCCAUCAGACAGCACUGUGAUUGAUGGGAUGUCAGUUAUUUUGCAUUGUGAGACAGCUGGAGCUCCUCGGCCUGCUAUCACUUGGCAGAAAGGUGAGGAUGUAUUAGCAAGUGGAUCAGUCCAGUUGCCACGCUUCACCCUGUUAGAAUCGGGCAGCCUUUUGAUAAGCCCCGCCCACCUGUCUGACUCGGGUAGAUACACCUGUACUGCAAGCAAUUCACGUGGCAUUGACCAGGCCUCAGCACACCUGGGGGUGUGGGCUCGUACCCGUAUCUCUACCCCACCUCAGGAUCAGAGUGUCAUUAAGGGCACUAAAGCCACCCUGAUCUGUGGAGUGUCUCAUGACCCCAGUGUUACAGUCAGGUUUGUGUGGGAGAAAGAUGGUCAGUUGAUUAACCCCAGGUCGUCACCCCGGUUAAGGUUGGACAUUAACGGUACGUUACACAUCUCUCAGACGUGGUCAGGUGACAUCGGAAGCUACACCUGCAGAGUGACCUCACAGGGAGGAAACGACUCUCACACUGCACACCUGAAAGUCAGGCAGCUGCCUCAUUCUCCUGAGAAUCCGAGUGUCAUAUUGAGCUCCGUGGAGAAGAGAGCCAUCAACCUGACGUGGGCAAAACCCUUUGAUGGAAACAGUCCACUAAUACGCUACAUGCUGGAAGUGUCUGAGAACAAUGCUCCAUGGACAGUUCUCAUGGCAGAUGUUGAUCCCAGCUCCACAGCACUGACAGUAAGUGAACUGACCCCAGCUCGGUCCUAUCAGUUUCGCCUGUGUGCUGAGAACAAUGUGGGGAGAGGAGCCUUCAGUCCUGAGACCAGACGAGUGUCUCUCCCAGAGGAGCCCCCCAGCGCACCCCCGCAGAAUGUCAUCGCCAGUGGCCGCACCAACUCGUCCAUCAUGAUCCAGUGGCAGCCUCCCCCUGAGAAUCAGCAGAAUGGAGCGCUCCGGGGAUACAUCAUACGUUACCGUUUAACUGGUCUCCCAGUGGACAUCCAGUACAAAAACAUCUCCAAUCCAGAGGUGACUAACCUGCUCCUGGAGGAUCUGAUCAUCUGGACCAACUAUGAGAUAGAAGUGGCAGCAUAUAAUGGUGCUGGACUCGGAGUCUACAGCCACAAAGUCACGGAGUGGACGCUGCAGGGAGUCCCGACUGUUGCUCCAGGUGAUGUUCAGGUAGAAGCUGUAAACUCCACCACCAUACGCCUCACCUGGACUGCACCCAACCCUCAGUUCAUCAACGGCAUCAACCAGGGAUACAAGCUUUUAGCCUGGCAGGCAGGGCAGGGGGAGGAGCUUAUAGUUGUUACGGUUCAGCCGAAUUUCCAGGAUGGUGUCCAUGUUGGCUUCAUCAGCGGCCUAAAGAAAUUUACAGAGUAUUUCACAUCAGUUCUGUGUUUCACCACACCAGGGGACGGACCACGAAGCCCCGCCCAGAGAAUCCGCACCCACGAAGAUACUCCCGGUGCUGUUGGUCAUCUGAGUUUUACUGAAAUUCUUGAUACAUCUUUGAAAGUCAGCUGGAGAGAACCACACGAGAAGAAUGGCAUCCUCACCGGAUACCGUAUCUCCUGGGAGGAGUUUAACCGGACGAACACACGGGUCACUCACUACCUGCCCAAUGUCACUCUGGAAUACCGCGUAACAGGACUCACAGCUUUAACCACCUACACCAUCGAGGUGGCGGCAAUGACGUCUAAAGGACAGGGACAGCGGUCAUCAUCUACCAUCUCAUCAGGGGUACCACCAGAACUUCCUGGUCCUCCAACUAACUUGGCUAUCUCCAACAUUGGCCCUCGGUCAGUUACACUGCAGUUCAAACCAGGUUAUGAUGGAAAGACCUCCAUCUCCCGCUGGCAGGUAGAAGCACAGAUCAGUGUAAUAGGAGAAAAUGAGGACUGGGUGAUGGUUCAUCAGCUGAUUAAUGAACCUCAUGCUCGCUCCAUGGAAGUACCUGCUCUCAAUCCCUACACCUUCUACAGAUUUCGUAUGCGUCAGGUGAACAUUGUGGGCACCAGCCCACCCAGCCAACCUUCUAGAAAGAUCCAGACCCUGCAGGCUCCACCUGACAUGGCUCCUCUGAACAUCACACUGCGCACAGCCAGUGAGACCAGCCUCUGGCUCCGAUGGGUGCCACUGCCAGAGUGGGAGUAUAAUGGAAAUCCAGAGUCUGUGGGUUAUAAAGUGCAGUAUAGUCGGAUUGGUCCUGAUGCUGAAGUCCUAACCCACAUGAUUCCUGACCGUCUGGAGAGAGAGUUUACCAUCGAGGAUUUAGAGGAAUGGACCGAAUAUGAGGUCAAAGUCCGAGCAAUUAAUGGCAUUGGAGCCGGACCAUGGAGUCAGCCUGUUCGAGGACGGACACGAGAAUCUGUGCCCUCCAGUGGUCCAUCUAAUGUCUCAGCUUUCUCCACAUCCUCGAGCAGUAUUCUGGUUCGCUGGUUUGAGGUUCCUGAUCCUGACAGAAAUGGGCUGAUCCUUGGAUACAAGGUGGUGUAUAAGGAGAAGGAUUCGGACUCUCCUCUUCAGUUCUGGACAGUAGAAGGAAACACCACUCACAGUGCUGAGUUAACAAACCUAGGGAAAUAUGUCCUGUAUGAGAUCCAGGUUUUAGCAUUCACACGUAUUGGAGAUGGUCUCCCAUCCUCUCCUUCCAUCCUGGAACGCACUCUUGAUGAUGUGCCUGGACCACCAGUGGGGAUUCUGUUUCCUGAGGUGCGAACCACUUCAGUCAGACUGAUCUGGCAAUCUCCUGCUCAGCCCAACGGCAUCAUCCUCGCCUAUCAGAUUACAUAUCGUCUAAAUACAUCUAAUAGCAACUCUGCGACAGUGGAUGUCCUGAACCCGAGCGCACGGCAGUACACUGUGAACUCACUGAAACCUGAAUCUGUGUACAUCUUCAGCAUCACAGCUCAGACACGUAAAGGCUGGGGGGAUGCUGCCGAAGCCCUGGUGGUCACCACAGAAAAGAGAGCACGACCCCAGCCUCCUCGCCAUCUUAUGGUGCCUCAGGAGAGCGUGCGAGCGCGAAGCGUACUGUUGUCAUGGGAACCAGGAAGCGAUGGUCUUUCUCCAGUCCGGUAUUACACGGUACAGAUCCGAGAACUUCCUGAUCAGAACUGGACUGUCCAGUCAGCAUCUGUGAAUCAUGAAGUGGUGCCAUACACCGUGGACAGACUGAAGCCCUUCACGUCAUAUCAGUUUCGAGUGAAGGCCACUAACGACAUCGGAGACAGUGACUACAGCCAGGAGAAUGACGCCAUCACCACUCUGCAGGAUGUUCCUGAUGAAGCUCCCAUCAUCCUCUCUGUUACUCCUCACACCACUACGUCUGUUCUGAUUCGCUGGCUGUCUCCAUCAGAGGAGAAGAUUAAUGGGAUUCUGCUCGGGUUCCGUGUUCGUUAUCGAGAGCUAGUUUACGAAAGAUUACGCAGUUUUAACAUCCAAAAACACUCCAGCUGGACCGAACUGACCUAUCCGUACAGCAUGAGGAACCUCAGUGACCCGUCCCUCAGCCAGUAUGAGCUGGACACUCUGAGCAAACACAAGCGUUAUGAAGUCAGAAUGAGUGUGUUUAAUGCGGUGGGAGAAGGACCAAUCAGCUCACCACAGGAAGUGUUUGUUGGAGAAGCAGUUCCCACGGCACCACCACAAAAUGUGGCCAUCCAAUCAGCUACUGCAACGCAGCUGGAUGUGACAUGGGACCCGCCCCCUUUGGACAGGCAAAAUGGAGACAUACAGGGCUAUAAGGUAUAUUUCUGGGAGUAUGAGCGCAAGAACGAAACUGAGAAGCUAAAGACCCUGUUUCUGCCUGAUGGAGGAGUGAAGCUGAAGAACCUGACCGGUUUUACCACCUACAUGAUCAGUGUGGCUCCGUUCAAUGCUGCCGGAGACGGACCACGCAGCCCGGCCAUCAGGGGGCGCACUCAACAAGCAGCACCCAGUGCGCCGAGUUUUAUCCACUUCAGUGAACUCACCACUACGUCGGUGAACGUGUCGUGGGCAGAACCGGCUUUCCCCAACGGGAUCAUCGACGGUUAUCGCCUGGUUUACGAGCCCUGCACCCCCAUCGAUGGUGUCAGUAAGAUAGUGACCGUAGAUGUGAAGGGAAAUGCUCCACUGUGGCUGAAAAUCAAAGACCUGGUCGAUGGAGUGACCUACAACUUCCGCAUCCGUGCCAAGACCUUCACCUAUGGACCAGAGGUGGAGGCAAAUAUCACCACAGGACCUGGAGAAGGUGCCCCAGGACCUCCAGGUGAACCAUUUAUCUCUCGUUAUGGCUCUGCCCUCACUAUACACUGGACCAGCGGAGAUCCUGGAAGAGCCCCUAUAUCACGAUACGUUAUAGAGGCCAGACCCUCAGAUGAAGGCCUGUGGGACAUUUUAAUUAAAGAUAUUCCAAAGGAAGUGACAUCAUACACAUUCAACAUGGAUAUCCUGAGACAGGGGGUGAGCUAUGACUUCCGAAUCAUCGGAGUGAACGACUACGGAUAUGGAUCUCCGAGCCAACCUUCUCCAUCUGUAUCAGCUCACAAGGUGGCUCCGUUCUAUGAGGAGUGGUGGUUCCUGGUGGUGAUGGCAUUGGUGGGUCUGAUCUUCAUCCUUCUGCUGGUCUUCAUCCUCAUCAUCAGAGGACAGAGCAAGAAAUACGCCAAGAAAGAGAUCGGAAACAGCCCUAACUGUACCAGCCUGACCCAUGGAGAAAUGGUGGGUUUGGAUGAGAGUCGAUUUCCUGCUCUGGAGCUGAAUAACCGCCGUCUGUCCGUCAAAACCUCCUUCAACCGGAAGAACGGCAUCUACACCAGGUCCCCUCCUAGGCCGAGUCCCGGCAGUCUGCACUAUUCCGACGAAGACAUAAACACAAAAUACAGCGACCUGAUUAAAGCAGAGAGCAGCAGCUUAACGGAGAAAAAAUCAGAGCUGUCUGAUUCACAGGGCAGUGAUAGUGAGUGUGAGGGUGACUCCACCCUUCAGAAUCAGACGCACUCCUUCGUUAAUCACUACAUCAGCGAUCCCACUUACUACAACUCGUGGCGUCGACAGCAGAAAGGAAUCUCCAGAGCUCCGCCCUUUGCCUUCAGCCAAACAGAACCAUCUGACCCCAUUCCUGCCGCUGUUCCGGAUUCCAUUCCAGCCACGCCCCCUAGCCCUGCCCACGCUGAGCCUCAGAGUCUCUUCAGACCCAAAGGCAGUCGGACUCCUACUCCGUCACAGCAAAGCUCCGCCCACUCCACUCUGUACCGCCCACCGAGCAGCUUGGCCCCAACAGCUACACCACGCCCACCCAGCAGCUUGGCUCCACCCACCACACCCCGUCCACCAAUCGCUGGCUUCUCCUCUUUUGUCUGAUUGACAAGUCACAGUGACUAGAGCUGUGUUAUAAUAAUUCUCCUCUUACCCAAACGUCAGUCGUUUUUAGGCACCACCCCCGACACUACAGUUCUAUUCCUAGACAAUCUUUUAUCCAAUAAGAGAAGUCUACAUGGAAUUCUUUUUUUAAAAUAUGGUUCUAUCCCAAACAGUAUCAUCUGAGGCUCUGUUCUAAACACAAAUAUUUGUAGUGUUCUUACUAGAACAUUUCAGUCUCUGUCCCAGCAGGACAAUUUACACUCACCAUCCACUUUAACUGGACACAUGUACAUCUGUUUAUUUAUGCAGCUGUCCAAUCAGCCAAUCAUCUGGCAGCAGCACAUCAUCCAUCAUGAUAAAGAAACAGGAAAGGAAAGCAUCUCAGCAGCACAAUUAAUGAAACCUUGAGUUGGAUGAGCUGAAGCUCACACCAGGUUCCUCACCUGUAGGCCUGAGACACAUCAGACAGACUCACCCACACUGGACAGCUGAAGAUGGCUUUUUCCAGUUCCUGUAUCUUCUCUGCAGUCUGAUCUGGUCAUUCUCCUCUUAUCUCUCUCCAACAAGAUGUUUCCACACAGAACUGUCUCUCACUCAGAGUUCAUAUUUCUCACACCAUUCUGUAUAAACUCUAGAGUCUGUUGUGUGAAAAUCCCAGCAGAGAUCAGCAGCUUCGGAGAAACUCAGACCAGCUCAUCUGAAACCACACCACAGUCUCAGUCUCAGAGAUCAGACUUUUCUUCAGUCUGAUGUUUGAUGUGAACAGUACUCUGCUGCUGCCACGUGAUUGGAGGCUGAUUAGAGAGCUGUGUGCAGGUGUCCCUAAUAAAGUGGACAGUGAGUGUAUGUAUACUUGCUGUUGCUAUUUGAAUGUCCGCUGUUCUCAGGCCCAUUGUUACAGCACCUCAUCAACAGUCCUAGAGUUCCUAUGGGAAUAUACUUCAAUGGAAAAUAUUUUUGUUAAAGUCUGAGUGAAAGUGAGAUGAGAACACAGCCGAGUCACUGUGUCUCUACUCCCUGAGACACUUCUGGAGGACUGGACAGCAC
Hemibagrus wyckioides is the source of this 8588-nucleotide messenger RNA. It is a transcript of the gene sdk2b, whose product is annotated as sidekick cell adhesion molecule 2b. NCBI's taxonomy places the organism in Eukaryota, Metazoa, Chordata, Actinopteri, Siluriformes, Bagridae. The transcript has 46 exons. The record is from RefSeq and is a predicted model, not a curated record. The coding region runs from base 1119 to 7541 and encodes 2140 amino acids. Gene Ontology annotation, molecular function: protein binding.